UUUGAUUGUUAAACUGCUUGGGAAUAAAUAAAGUGUCAAAUCCAGGCAAGGUCCAACGUUCAAGACCCAGGAUUCGAAAAGCUUUCCUUACUUGCUACACUUUCCAGUCGGCAUCCAAAUCGUUUAAGUAUCAAUGGCAACUAUAGAAGAAGAAGAUGAUGAUCUGUACAACCCUGUGGACACUAUUCCCGGCCACGAGAGAGCCUCAGACGCAGCUGGAGAUGCCGGAAUGGAGAUUGAGAACCGGGAAGAGGAAAUAGAAGAGGAGGAAGAAGAUGAGGAUGAUUUCAAUAUCAUCACAGAAGCUCCAGAGCCCGUAACUGUACCUCCAACGCAACCCCAACAACCCAGCGCAUUUAAAGCCGAAGUUCAGCGACCAUCGCUCGGUGAUUCCGGAAGCAUACCGAAGACCACGACACCUUCUUUCCCUAAAGCUGAAAUUUCCCCGUCACAGCCCGCUGCGACUAAACCUCUUGCCCCUCAAAAGCCGGGAUCGUCGUAUCCAGCUCAGCACACCUCUUCAAUUGAUGUUUCUGCCAAUCCUAUCCAUCCCGCUACCUCCAAACCUAUUUUAUCUACCGAUCUAGAUGACGAUUUCCCCGGAGAAGACGAUAAACCCUGGCGGCGACCCGGCUCCGAUAUAAGUGACUAUUUCAACUAUGGCUUUGAUGAAUUCACAUGGGCAAGCUACUGCUUGAAGCAGCAGGAUCUGCGGAAAGAAGUUGGCGACCAGAAAAAACAGCUCCAGGAAAUGCAGGCGUUCCUUGGUCUAGCGCCAGGAGGGAUGCCUGGGAUGCCAGGUCCUCCACAACCGCCACCGGCAGGAGUCCCGGGUCCAGGAGGAGGUCCUCCACAGCGAGCAGGCCCGCAGAACGUAAUGCCGGGUAUGCCGCCUGGGAUGCCAGAACUGUCGGCGGAUAUGAUGCAAGGCAUGCUCGCCGGCAUGAUGGCUCAAGGUUUAGACCCCUCAUCAAUGGACCCUAUGACAUUUAUGCAACAUGCACAAGCCAUGCUGGGAGGCGGACAGCCAGGAACUGGGACUCCUCAAGCAGCGCAGCCGGGGUAUGGAGCGCAGCCACCCGGGCAAGGGUAUGGCGGACAGCCUGGUGGUCAACAACAGAUGGGCUAUGGUGGCUACGACCAGCGUGGAGCGGCAUUUGGUGGCGGAAUGCGUGGAAAGGGCAUUCGAAGAUGGUAAAAGCUUUGUGCGGCUACACAGGGCUAUGGUUUAUGAUCUAGGGGUGGAAAUUACAUACAUACGUACUUCGCUGAACCUGACUUCUUUUCCGUUUUCUGUGGCGUUUUCUAUGGAAUUCAUGUACGAGAGAUAUCAAGGAGACAUAAAUAUUCAUAAGUAAUCUUC
Messenger RNA from Coccidioides posadasii C735 delta SOWgp, 1363 nucleotides. RefSeq names its product cleavage polyadenylation factor subunit fip1 (gene FIP1). The record is from RefSeq and is a predicted model, not a curated record. NCBI's taxonomy places the organism in Eukaryota, Fungi, Ascomycota, Eurotiomycetes, Onygenales, Onygenaceae. Gene Ontology annotation, cellular component: mRNA cleavage and polyadenylation specificity factor complex.